Molecule: messenger RNA, 1296 nt
Organism: Symsagittifera roscoffensis
Lineage: Eukaryota; Metazoa; Xenacoelomorpha; Acoela; Convolutidae
Product: brain-specific homeobox protein-like
Exons: 3
Coding region: 212-1261 (349 amino acids)
Biological process (GO): cell differentiation; regulation of transcription by RNA polymerase II
Cellular component (GO): nucleus
Molecular function (GO): DNA-binding transcription factor activity, RNA polymerase II-specific; RNA polymerase II cis-regulatory region sequence-specific DNA binding
Source: RefSeq, a predicted model, not a curated record
UGGUCCCUUCGACUAAUUUGACCAAUCAAAUUGUCCCAUUUGCGAACUGACUGGAAGAGCAGACCCAAUCCAAAAGGCAACCAAUUCAACCCUGUUUAUCAAAACAAAACAGCAACUUUAAUCUAAACACCUCUUCUAUUUAAAUCCAUUGGCUAAAUUGGCGUGCUGAUCACAAUCUUAAUUUUGAUAUCAAUUAAUUGAUUACAAACUGAUGAUAUCCCGCCCUAUCAAUCUGAAUUCAAAAUUCAGUAGCAAAAUGCAUACUAAAGGUCUCUUGCUGGCGGCAGCAGCUGGAAAAUCGCCAGUUAAAACCAAAACAGACUUCAGCAUAACAAAUCUCCUCACGGCAGAAAUAACCAAACCCCAAAACAAGGACAUCUCAAAGAGAAAAACAGAAAAUCCAACCGACUGGGAAGAUGACAGUGAACAUAAACAAGUCACAAAUAUCAAUGACAACAGUUCCCCGAUAGUCAACGUCUCUUCGGAUACCGAAGAAAUACCUUCUAGAACAUUCCAAAUCCCAUCAUCAAGAACGCCACAGGACAUCAAAGUAAAAGAUCUUCAGACUACAACCAAUGCAUCAAGUUGCAACACAGCAACAAUUUCCAACAGCAGCGAGCAUCAAGACCCACAGAGGCUGAUAGAUAAACAGCUUCAACUUCUAAACACCUCAAACGCCAACAAAAUCAGUCACAGCAGUAACAGAUUAACGGGCAAUAACAGCAGUAUAAGCGACAGUAUAUACAAAAGUCUAUUAGUCCAGACACAACAAAAUCAUUACAAUCAGCAGCAAAUCCAUAGUAAUGGCCUUGGCGGAGGGGGUCACUUCAUGGACCAUCAAGGCCCAGUCACUCCAGCUCACUUUUUACAAUCAGCUACCAUCGGCCCUCCUGUCUCCGGUCCUACCACUUCGCCUAUGUUCAACUCACUUGCUUCCACAUUCUACAAGUCAAUAGGUCUGAAUCCGUUUCUGGGUUGUAUGUUCCCAAUGGCCCAGUCAUGUAGUGCGAUGAGUGGAGUCCCUGGCUUGGGAUUCAACAUGGGAGUGCACCCUGGCGGGGAUCCGAGGAUGAGGAUCUACCGCCGGAGGAAGGCACGUACAGUAUUCAGUGAUGGACAGCUACAUGGUCUGGAGAGGAAGUUUCAACAGCAGCGAUAUCUCUCAACUCCAGAGAGGAUAGAGAUCGCAACGCAGUACAACCUCACCGAAACACAGGCGAGUAGUAUGAGUUGUAACUACCUUCAAAUUGAUCAAACAUGAUCAUACCGAUGGAAAAGUAUUGCUAAUCAAGGGUA